UACCAUUGGCUUACUCUUUGUAUGGCGAGCAUCGCUGGGCUCCGCCCUUGCUGGAGUGAUAAUCACAGUACCCAGUUGAGGCAUUUUUCCAAAGAGCACGGUAUCCUUACUGCCCAGGUUUCUAGCAGACGAAAGAAAUUGAGAUUGAGAUGCAAGGCAUCCUCGCAGUCCUCACAACAGCAAUCUAGUCUUCUCAGCUUCCUUUGUCCGCUACUCAAGCUCAUUGGGAGUGGCGAUCCAUCGGCACCACGGAAUGGUUUGCUCGAGUCUGCGACGUCCGGAAUUGCAAGCUUGGCAAGGCUGCCUUGGGGAAAGAACGUCAACACGCAGAUUGUAUCUUCACGGACGAAGCAACCACUUGAGCUCUUCAAGCUCUACGAAUUCGAGGCCUGUCCCUUCUGUAGACGAGUGAGAGAAGCAUUGACAGAGCUCGAUCUUUCUGCCGAGGUGUAUCCGUGCCCAAAAGGAUCUCGAGUCCAUCGUGCGUUUGUGAAAGCGUCUGGAGGCAAAGAGCAGUUUCCAUUUCUCUUGGAUCCAAACACCGGCGUGUCAAUGUACGAGAGCUCCGAUAUUGUCAACUACUUGUUCCAGGAAUAUGGUGAGAGAAGAAGGCCAACAUUCGGGAUUUUAGAAAGCACUUUAGUCACUGGCUGGGUUCCGACGAUAAUACGAGCAGGGCGAGGCAUGUCACUGUGGAAUGGAGCAUUGCCAGAUCCUCCACAGAAGCUCCUUGAGCUCUACUCAUACGAGAACAACCAGUUUGCAAGGCUCGUAAGAGAAGCCCUGUGCGAGCUGGAACUUCCUUACAUCCUCUGGAACACGGGCAAAGGGUCACUUAAUUGCUCCAAGCUCAAGCAAAUCUCGGGUUCAACACAGGUUCCAUAUCUGGUUGAUCCCAACACCGGCAUACAAAUGGCAGAGUCUCUUGACAUAAUCCGCUAUCUCUUCGCUAACUAUAAUUCGAAGUGAUGUUGAUGCAGAGUUUCCUUGGAUUGAUCAGCUAUCAUCGUGUUUGGUACUAAUAGUGUAUCGAGCUUUACUCCCAAGAACAGCGUAGGAAAUGGCAGUUGCUACCAUCAGCAAACGGAGGUACCAGCUAAACAGCAGUGUUCCCACAACUAUGGACUGGUUGGCUUUCUAGAACGUACGAAGGAGUGUACUAGAGAGAGAAAGAGUUUAGGGCAGGCAUUCCUUUUGUACCCCAUUUUCAAGAAAUGAGGCAUUUGGUGCAUCACCUGGUCGCUUUUCUGCUACCGCCGGGAACGAGCUCAAGGUUGGGAGGAAGAGAGGAAAUUCUGCUUCGCAUGCAUCCAGGAUGUCACGAAGUGCCCUGGGGGGAGGGUGUGAUGUCCUGGACUGAGAAAACCCAAAACGAUGGCUGGGACAGCAGUGCUUGGGCAGAAUUCGAGAGCUUUGGAUGCGCACACAGUGGCUAUCAUCCCUGGACACAUUGAUGAAAGGAAAGUGUUAGGUCUUUCUUUCUUGACUUCUCGACUCACUGACCAAACUUUUUGUGACGAGGUUUGAAGUUCUGGAGAGCAAGGACGAGCUUGAUCUCAUUGGACAACAACCACCAGAACCGCUGCGGCAGUUUAACCAGCGCUUUCAGUCUUAUAUUCGUAAAUUCGUCCUGUGUGGCGACUUGAUACGGCUGUGCAUCACUUUGCCAAGUUCCAGCCUUCUUGGAUUGGUCCUUAUCAGGUACUUUCUCGUGCUGGCACUAAUUCGUAUUGGCUAGCAGAGUUGACGGGCAGGAAACCACCGAAGCCAAUCAAUGGAGUUGAUCUCAAACGGUAUUUCUUUUGACUGGUACAGUUCACGUUUCGUUUCUAUUCUUUUAAUGCUGUGAGUGUCUUUGCGAGAA
Messenger RNA from Selaginella moellendorffii, 1864 nucleotides. RefSeq lists its product as uncharacterized. The coding region runs from base 22 to 969 and encodes 315 amino acids. Gene Ontology annotation, cellular component: chloroplast. Lineage: Eukaryota; Viridiplantae; Streptophyta; Lycopodiopsida; Selaginellales; Selaginellaceae. The transcript has 11 exons. The record is from RefSeq and is a predicted model, not a curated record.